This is a messenger RNA of Adineta steineri, 5345 nucleotides long. The record is from the annotation of a GenBank genome assembly. Lineage: Eukaryota; Metazoa; Rotifera; Eurotatoria; Adinetida; Adinetidae.
GUCAAGCGCGAAAAAAAUUUCGUCGAUUUAUUAAUGAUGAAUUAGUAUGGCGUUCACAAUAUGAAUUACUUAAUGGACUCUAUUGUUUAGAUAGAAUACCAUGUGUAAUCAAAGAAACAAAUGAUAAAUUACAAGCUGUAUUAGAAGAUGGACGUUAUAGAUUUGAUCGUAUUAAUCCAAAUUUAUUUACUUAUGAUCAAACUAAUCUUAUUAUUCGAAAUAUAACUGAUGAUGAAAUACUUGAUGAUUUAACAUUAGAACAAAAAUUUGAAUUUAAUUUUACACAAUCAGAUGUUAAAGAUCGUUUAGAAAUUAUCAAUGAAUUAGUUACUGGACAAAUAUCAGAUCCAAGUAUUUAUUUAAAUCAAAAAGGUGAUGGUUCAAAUUCAGUACGUGAUCGAAAAGCAGCAAACACGAAUUCUAUGCCUCCACCAAAAAAUAUCUAUCAUCCAAGUUCUCCACGUCAUGAAACACAUGAUCAUCAACAACCUGAUUCGAAUACAAAUGAUCCAUUUGGUUUUAAACAUAUUCGUUUAUAUAUCGAUCGUUUUCUUGUACAUUAUCGUCGAUCAAUUGUUCUUGCACAUCGUUCAAAUAAUUGGACAUUAUUACAGAAUGUUUCGAAAUCAUUCUAUGAUUCGAUUGAACAACUUAUACAAUAUUUAUCAACAACAACAUUAAAUAAAAUAUUUUCAAUCAAUGCUUUACUUUCACAUAGUUAUCAAACAAUGUUUAUAGCAAGUGAAUUAUUACUUGAUAUGCUCUAUCGUACGAAACCAUUCUAUGAUAAUAAUAAUGAAAAAUUAUCAAAUACAAAUACAAAUAAAUUAAAUCAAUGGUUUACAAAUAUUGAAUGUUCAUGGACUGGUACAACAUUUAAUUUUGAACAACCACAAGAUCGUACUGUAUUAAUUGAUUUAAGAUUUAUAAAAUUAUUUAUUUUACGCUCACUACACGCAUUAUAUGUUGCUGCUAAAUGGGAAAAAUUAGGAACAAUAGCAAUGAAAUUCAAUGCGUUAUCUGAUCAUUAUUUUGCUGAUAUAGUUAGUCCAUUAUUAAUUUCAGCUCAAACAGCUUUAUUACAACAAUUACGUGAUCGACAAAAUACAAUAGAUCAACCACAUUUUGAUGCUGCUAUUGCUGCACUUGGUCGACCUAUACAUCCCGAUGAUUUUUAUACACUUAGACCAGAAAAACUUUAUCAAAUAUCUGAUAGUAUGUAUGAAAAUUCAACAGCAAAUUUAAGUCUUGGUGAUCGACUUGAUCCAAAAGGAUUUGAUUUCUAUGCUCAAACAAAUCAUGCAUUGGAAUUAAUUAGUAUACCAUUGGAUGUUGAAUUUAGUCGUAAACUUUUACGACAAGGUUUAGAUAAAACUUAUUUUUCAUCUCGAUCAAUAAUUGAAUGUCGAAAAAUGUUAGCAUUUUAUAUCUAUAAACAACAACAACAAUUAGCAAAAGAUUUUCUUAUAUUUACACCAAUUAUUGAUAAUAUUGGACGACAUGGAUCAGGAAAAACAGAUCAAACUGUAUCAACAUUUCAUUAUCGACCAUUAACACCUGGUGAACCAUUAGAAUUUUCACCAUUAGUUAAUAAUAAAAAUGAUACAUCACCAUCAACAAAAAUUACUAAAGAAUCAGUUAUUGAUGCAUAUCAAACAUUAUCAAAAUUAUUAUUGGGUCAAAAUCUUCGUGAUCAAUAUUGUCAAGUACAAAGUGAAUUAGGUGAUUUAUAUCUUCAUUGUGACAAAAUAAUGGAAUCUAAAGUUGCUUGGUGUAAUGUACUUGAUACGAUUCUUGAUAGUCAAGAUAUUGUAACAACAUGGUUUAAAAAAGAUGCAUUGAAAAAUUUACUUUCAAAUCGAACACAAUUAAUACAAAAAUGUGGUAUAUGGGGAAGUUUAUUAUGUGCUAUUGUUACAUGUAAAUUAGCUAAGUAUUAUAUGCAUAUCAAUUGUGAUCAACAUCUUCAAACAUGUUUAUUAAGUUCAUAUUUUUUACGUUCAAUAUUUUAUUAUACUUUACCACAUUCUGAACAUGAUAUUGAUUAUGCAACAUUAUUUAUUGAUAAUUCAAUUCAUGUAUGGCCUGGUGUUCAAUUAACAAGUGAUGAAUUUCGUUUGAAUCCUUCAGCUCUCAUGGAUACAUUAGCUUAUAUAUCAGAAUCUCUUAUUCAUCAUGAUAUUUGUCUUCAUGUACUUCCGAUUGUAUCACUUUAUGAUGUUUUUGCUUUACAUUGUCGAAAUAUUCAACAUACAGUACAAGCACGACUUUUACGUUUACGUGCUCUUAUUCAACUUAAUCUAUUUCAUGAAGCACAUCAAAUUAUUAAUAUACUUAUCGAUGGACAAAAAUUACCUGGCACACAAUUACCUGGACAAUAUCGAUUAAGUAUUGCUGAUAUGAAUUCAUCAAAAUAUAAACCAAAAUAUUUCGAUAAUUCAAAAAGUAUUAUAUCAAAUCAUAAUAUAGAAGCAUUGGAUGGUCUUUUAACUUCAAAACUUUCCAAGACAAUAUCUCAACUCUAUGGAAAUCAUUUAUCUAUUGAAUUUCAUUAUCUAUUAUCAUUAUUUUUUAUCCGUCUUGGUGAACGAAUACCAGUUAUUGCUGAUCUUGAUCUAUUUCAAGAUAGUGAAUUAAAACGAAUUCUAACAACACAGACACGUCAUCGACACAAUUAUAAUACUACUGAUACAACAGGAAAAGGAAAAUUAAUUAUAUUUCAAGAUGAAACAACACAUUCAUUUGUACAUAUUAAAUCUUAUCUUGUUGGUACAGGAAAAUUAUUUGCAGAAAAAUGUUUAAAUAUAUUACAACAAACCGAUGAAUUAUCACGUGAUCAUCCAUCAAAUUUACAAUCUUAUGAAUAUCAACUUCUUAUCGAUUGUUUAACAUUAUUAUCUGAAUGUGCACAUCAAUGUCAUUUAGAUCAGUUAGCAGCAAGAUAUAUACUUGAAACAUUAAAAGUUUUAUCGACAGUUGGUGAAGAUAAUACUUCGGAAAAGAAAAUAGCGAAUGGAACUGCAAAACGUAAAUCAUCGUAUCCUCGUUCAAGUACAAUAACUCGUUAUCCACAUAAAGUAUUAAAUGCAUUAAAUAUUCUUUUUAAUAAUCGUUAUUCGUAUAAUUUAAAUGUUUAUACAUGGUUAAAACAACGUGCUUAUCUUUGUUAUAUAAUGUUACAACAAAUAAAUACAUUAGGAAAAGUAAAAGGUACAGAUGAUUCUAUACGUGAAGAGUUAGCAAAUAUUACUGUUUAUAUUGAUGAUGGAUUAAAUGAAUCGGAAAAAUAUCAAUGUGAAUCAAUGCAAGCGACAUUUUUACUUUAUAAAUCAUUGAAUAAUUUAAGUGAUUUAGUUGAUAUUAAAGAAAAUAUUCAACGAUUAACUACAACCUAUCAAUUAUUUCAAUCAGCUUUAGUUAAUAAACAAAAUAAUAUUUUAUCAAUUGAUAUUUUACAUAAGAAAGUAUUAACACAAAUACUUCUUUGGGAACAUCAAUGUGUUCAAGAUUUUAAUGGAACUGUUAUCAAAUUAAUUGAAGAAAAAGAAAAUGAGAAAUUACAAUCAUCUAUACUUGAUUUUCUUGUUCAAAUGCAUGAACGUAUACAAAUGACUAGUUCAAAUCAUCCUCAUGAUUGGUUUGCUAUGCCAAUAAUACCAUUGAAUAAUCUUUAUUCAUCUUUAUUACUUCCACUUGUAUUUGCUAAAUUACGCGUAGGAACUAUUAUAGUUGAUUAUGCAUAUCGUACAUCAAAUGAAAAUCCAACAAUGAAUAAUUUAUUUGAAAAUGCUCAAACACUUUUUCGUCAAUGUUUAACACUUAAUCGAAUUAUAGUUGAACGUUAUAUUAAUAUUGAUUACGAAUGUCUUUUACAUUUAGCUCGUAUUGGUCGUUUACAAACACGUACAACAUUAACAACAACAACGGUUCCAUUAAAAACAAUUGUACAAAAAUUAAUUAAUGCGAUACGUCUUUGUUAUUUAAGUACAAGUGAUAGUCAAUUUAUUCAAACAUGUUAUUUUGAAUUAGCUAUUAUUUUACUGGAAUAUUCACGUGUACCAGUAGAUGAUACAAGAAAAUUAUCAAUUAAAUCAGUACCAUUAACUAGAUCAACUGAACAAGUAAAACAACGACAAAUGAAAUCACGAUCAAGUGUAGCCGCUGUUAAUAGUAAUACACAGCGUCAACAACAACAACAACCAAUAAAACAAGCAGCAGCUAUGGCGAUACGUACAGCAACACAAAUGGCUAUAAAUCAAAAACAACGUGUUCAAUUACCUGGAUUAGCUGAAGAAUUUACUGAUACGAUUGAAACACAUUGGCCAACAUAUUUAGCAGGUGAUAUUAUUGGUUAUUUUGUAUUUCCGGAACGACGACGUGUUUUUAAAACUGAAGCAGAACGAGAAAUUCUUACAUUGGCACCUCAUUUCGAAGCAAAAUCAUUACCAGAAUCAUUUGAUUCAAAACUUGAUCGACUAAAUUCAAUUGCAUCAGAAGAUCUAACAUGGUUACAUCUUCUAAAUUAUCAAAAUGUUGUUGCGAAACGUAUUGAUAAUCGUCAAUUACUUUCAUUUGAUUGUGAUUCUGUUGGUCGUUCAAAUCUUUUCUUUUUACAUGUUUUUCCACGUCUUGCUGGUGUUACACAGACAUUACAAUCGCUAUCACAUUAUUUCACUCAAUGUGUACCUAUAUAUCCAUCAGAAAUUUAUAAUCAAAAUAUUUUACAAUCAAUAUCAUCAUCAACAGAUAAAUUACCUAAUCGUGCAUCAGUAUCAUCAGCACGUACAAUGCGUAGUACACAAAGUUAUAGUAAUGAAUUAACUUCUGAUGAUCUUCGACAUUGUCCAAAUAUUAAUCUAAAUAUGCUUAGUAAAGAAUUAACAGAUGAACAAUUAAAUACAAGAUUUAGUUUAGCAUGGUAUUCAUCAAAUACUAUACGAAUGGAUACAACAGAUGAACAAAAUCAAAAAUUACCAUCUAUAUAUGGUUUUUAUACAAAUGCUCAAGGUGAUAUAAUCAAUGUCAUUUCUGUACCAUUAACUCAUUUAAUUAAUCUUCAUAAAAAAUAUUUACCAAUUGCUCAAAUUGCUGAAAACGAUCCAAAACAAAUAAAUCAAAAUCAAAUAAAUUCUAUGAUACAAGAAUUAUUUCAUCUCUUGACUGGAGAACAAACAGCUAAUGAUAAUGAAAGUCUACCAAAAAUUAUACCACAUUUAACUGAUUCAAAUGCAUAUGUUGAACUUGAAUGGUUUCUUAAUGCAAAAUUUGGAGCACAAACAAAUAAUAAACCUCUUUGUGAUUGGUUUAUUGAAACAUUUAAACAAUCUUCAAAUACAUUAUUAUGA